Messenger RNA from Alternaria conjuncta, 834 nucleotides. RefSeq lists its product as uncharacterized. NCBI's taxonomy places the organism in Eukaryota, Fungi, Ascomycota, Dothideomycetes, Pleosporales, Pleosporaceae. The transcript has 2 exons. The record is from RefSeq and is a predicted model, not a curated record. Bases 1 to 834 code for a protein of 277 amino acids.
AUGGUCUACGCUGAGCUGAUGGAUUUCGAGAACCCGUCGUUUGACAUCUGGUUGGAGGGCAGUAGAUACGUACUGAAGACGACCAACGAACCACGCUCUACAUUUUUCCACCGGACCAACAUGGCAGCUAGUGUCGUGGAUCGAGGCCAAGAUCCUUACUACAUCGAUCCAUCCAUCGUCGGCAAAGAGUCAGCUCUAGAGAUCCCACAACUUCGUUACCGACGUGGCCAAUUCAAUAUCCAACACGACGCGCUAAUAAGCAGGGUUCUCAACCAAGAUGCGUGGAAGCAAGAUAUCGUACCAAAACGCUGGCUCUCCACAAUCAGCAUCUACAUGCCCGAGGACAUUUACCAGGUUGAAGAGCGUAGAAUUCUACUCCGUCAGCACUUCGACCUACUACAGCAACUCACCAAUACCCGAGCACGUAUCCAAGUGAUCUUCCCUAGCAAAGAGAUGUACUGGCAUUCCCAAAUUGGUCCUACGCGUAAAGGAUAUGAGUGUCUACUUCCCACCGACCCAACUAUACGCCAAGCCAUGUUAGCUACUACCGAACGACUAUCAGUCUCGAAUGUUGGGACCGAGAUCGAUGCCGCUGUUCAUAACGAGAACGUUCAUAUCAUCAUGGAGGUCAUAUUCCCGAGCCUGACGGCCUUGAAGGCUCGAGGCCACCAGAUUCACUUGGACGAUAGGAUUAGCGGGUGGACAUGGACGGCGGGGGAGGGAAGCGCCACGUUCACCGAUACGUGGACUAAUCGCCGGCAGUUCCGUAAGAUGUACCCUUCAGGACGUAAUCUGGAUGCUGGGGAGAAGACGGAGAUGAGGGCGGAGGGUUAG